Molecule: messenger RNA, 417 nt
Organism: Podospora pseudopauciseta
Lineage: Eukaryota; Fungi; Ascomycota; Sordariomycetes; Sordariales; Podosporaceae
Exons: 2
Coding region: 1-417 (138 amino acids)
Source: RefSeq, a predicted model, not a curated record
AUGGCCACGAUAACCGACACGAUAACAGGAGCACAGAAACCCGACAGGUUGCAUUUCGUCAUUGCAUUGCUCUCGAGGUCCUGGGCCACAAGCUCUACAAUUCCCAAACACCACCCCACUCCCCUCCUCCAUGACCAAAGAGCCGGUAUCGUCGCUGGCGGUCACGCCCUUGAGUUUUUCAACAGGUACAACCGCUGUCAGCGCAAAGGCACCUCCGUCCCCUCCACCUGCCGCCAAUACCUCGACCGCGAUGGCUACAUCAUCCACACCGUUACGGCUAGCCACGACAUGAGCUCCUGGGACCUAAAUUACUUCCUCAUGCGCACCAACUACGAUGGAAUCUCCUCGCCCUCCGCGGCACGGUCCCCGAACAAGACGUCACACCCUCGACCCUGGCGACCUGUGCAGAAAGGUUAA